CUCCUACUCACUCGUUUUUCACUCCCUCUUUUCUCUUACCAUCUCUUAAGUCGCACCACCACUGUCGCCGCUCUCCCUCACACCGUCACUCCAUUAUCAACACUAUCACCGCCAAGAAGACCGCGAUGUCGUGGAAGGAGAAGACAGAGUGAAGGGGAGUAAGAGCAAUAGUGAAAGGGGGAAACAAACGUACAUAGUGGCGUGGUAUAAUGGCGUGCCUACAACCAGCAGCGAGUAGAGAGACAUUCGGUUUAAAUACCAACUAAAAUAAUCUUUCAAUGUUUAUAUUUUUUUGGUAAAGACAUCUUUAUAACCACCAACAACCAUUUUCCCCUUGUACACUGGAAUCUCUUGGAUUUUCCUUCAUCUUGUGGGUCAAUAUACUAUUUACAGAGGCCAUCCACUUUUGGAUAGAACCAUUUUAUUCAUAACAUUUGUUACAUCGGCUCCGCUCCGUCUUGUAAAGUGAACGUGCGUUUUUUUUCUCUCUCCUACCCUCCUCUCUUUCUCAGUCUCUUCCUUUCUCUUUCAUCCUCCCCCUCUCAAUAUCUUACCUUCUUUUUAUCUCUCUCUUUCCUCUUUCUGUCUAUAGUAUCUCUCUUUCUCACUCAUCUGUUCCUUAUUCUCCGACAACGAUCAUAUAUCAUCAAAUAUUUUUGUGUUUUUGUGUGUAUAUAUAUAUAUAUAUAUAUAUAUACAUACAUACAUUCACAGAAAUCAUUCAUACACUCAGACUACAGACAUAACCGCCAACAACAGAUAGGCACUGUGGAUAUUUUAUCUCCCCGGGGGGUGUUUGUUUUGGGGUUUCUUUUUAAUACCCUUGAACCUUUCAGGGUUCGUUAUAGCUUCUUAACAUCCCUUUUUCUCCCUCUGUCCGUGUGUAACCUCUAUUUCUAACUCUUGUUCAACUACUACUAUGUCUGUUUACCCUCGGACAGCUGAAAAGAAACGAAUUAUGCAGGAAUACCGGAUGCGACACGAAGAGAUGACAUCCGUAGCAAUAAACAGACCCCGCCCCCUAUCACCAAAAGCCCAACUUGAACAAGAGAAGCGAAUCCGUCGUGAAAUUGCGAACAGUAAUGAACGGAGACGAAUGCAGAGCAUCAAUGCUGGCUUCCAGUCCCUGAAGACGCUGCUUCCACAUCAUGCUGGCGAAAAGCUCAGUAAGGCAGCAAUCUUGCAGCAGACUUCCGAAUAUAUUUCCAGUCUUGAGAGGGAUAAAACUACCGUGAUGGCUGAGAAUGACCGCCUGAGGCAACAACUGAUGAACAUCAAUAAUACUCUAAACUCCAUCAAUGCUGCCGUGGCCGAAGAGUCACCACCUCCGAAGAGGAAGAAGCGAGAUACAGAAUCAUCUGAUGAAGGUAUUGGACUGUGCGAAGAAAGCACUCAGCUUGAUGAGAUGCGCAAGAAACUGCUUGACAUCCAACUGCACUUUGAUCAAGAGAAACGAAUGAGGCUCAAGUUUGAGGACCGGUCAAGGGCUCUAGAGGCCAAACUGCAGAAGCUCUCCAGCCACGUACUGGACAAAGAAGCUGUGAUGAGUCUAAAUGAAGUCGAUGAAAAGCCGAGCCAACCCUUGUUCAACUCCUCCAUGUCCCGGCGUAAUUUAGAGACCAUAGUAGAGGCCAUCCGACACUUGGAAGGGGACCGAAUUGGAUUGGCAAUAGAAGAACAGCAGCACCCAAACAACAACAACAACAUGUCACAAUUUGAUGAAGUUGAAUGCAUCAAUGCACCACCUGCACACCAACAUGGCAAUGCUGUGUAUAAUAGCAGUGGUGGAAGAGGGGUAGUUAGCAUCACAGAGCAACAACAGAGGCAGAAGAAGGUGUGCAGCGGGACAGGUGAAACAGUGGCCCCUUGCUCUGUUAUAGGGUCAGGUAAAGAAAGCUGUGUGAAGAUGGGUGGAAGUGGUGGCGUGGUGUUGUUGGAGGUGAUGAAGACAAGGAAAACUGUCACUCUAAAGAUGACAGUGGCACAACUCCACUGUCGUCACCAAUCAACAAUGAGGAGGACGGCAGCGAUGACAUUGAAGAAGAUGAUGAUGACGGUGAUGACAUCACUGACGACGACGAAGACGACGAUGUCAUCAACGACAAUGCUGCCGAUGAUGAUGGUGAUGAUUGUAAUGAUGAUUGUGUAGAUGAUGAUGAUAACAAUUCAGAACUCGUGUCCCCAGUGGAUUUUUCCACGACAGGGCAACAUCACAAUAAUAACAAUGGACAUAAAAACACAGUAGUGUUCGCAUCAACUGUCAUCACCACUACCACCACCACCACAACACCCACUAACUUCAGCCUCAUUAAC
Molecule: messenger RNA, 2313 nt
Organism: Octopus sinensis (East Asian common octopus)
Lineage: Eukaryota; Metazoa; Mollusca; Cephalopoda; Octopoda; Octopodidae
Product: transcription factor AP-4
Exons: 5
Coding region: 920-2149 (409 amino acids)
Biological process (GO): regulation of transcription by RNA polymerase II
Cellular component (GO): nucleus
Molecular function (GO): RNA polymerase II cis-regulatory region sequence-specific DNA binding; protein dimerization activity; DNA-binding transcription factor activity, RNA polymerase II-specific
Source: RefSeq, a predicted model, not a curated record